AUGGGCUUCUUGAAGGCGUACACGGCAAUCAGCACGUUGUCCAUCCUGGCAGUAGACGAUAGAACCCAGUUAUGCGUAGACUUCUACACAUUCAGGUUCGAGGGCGAAACUGCCAUCGCUUCGAAGUACGUCAACUGUCCGGGCAAUUCCACCGUCGAGGCUGAUUUCGCGUAAGUUGUUGUGGUCUGGUUUUGUAGUAGGAGGACGUUUAUAUUUGCCAUAGUUUUUUUGUGGGUCAAUUUUAAUUUCGCAUAUUUUUUGUUAGUCACUUUGAUUUUUCAGCAAGUACAAACUGGAAGCAAAAAUUAAUUUUAUGAAGCAUAUGACUGUGCCUCAAAGUACGAAUGUUGACACAGUCAUUCACGUUGGGGAGUGCGUGAAUGAAAGUUAAGUAUAGUUGCGUGAAUACUUUUCAAAACAAGUUUUCAAAAUUUUUAUUUUUGCUUUAUUUUGAUGAUGUUUACGGUUAAAAUCGGCCAUUCUUUUUGAAACAAUCUAAUAUUUUAGGGGUACACCAAUAGAAACAUUCACUUUGGUAUCCAGCGGACGUGACCCGCAGUUUUUGAAUGUUGAAUUCCAAUUUAAUCAGCAUGAGUCUGACGUAUUUCAAGCCGGUUUUUCUCCUGGUUAUAUGUUCUACCAGAAUUGCCGCACUCUGGAAUCCCAGUACUGUGAAAUUUCGGACUGUAUGAGGAGGAAGCUGAAUUUUGGCUCACUGAAGAUUUGUGGUUUGACAUUCGGACAGACUUCAGAAGGUCUGAUUUGGGAAGAUAAGGACCAAUGUCUGAAGUUGGUUGUUGACGAACAAUAUGUUGGUAGUAUGAAGGCAGAGCCCUGCCCGAACGUGGACAAAGUCAUGUUUACCAUGGUAAGCAAUUUUUUUUUAUUUUUAGGUAAGGAACCAAUUUUAAUUUGUACUUGAUAGAGCUUAUAAUUUGUAAUUGAUAGAGGUUAUGAUUUGACCUUGAUAGAAUAAGGGGAGGAUUAAUUUUUGUGUGGAAUUUAAAAAUUUGAAUUUCAGACGGCUUUGAAAAACUGAAACCCUUGACCCAAGGCGAUCUAUCUGACGCUCAAGUCGACACAACCUUGGCACUCUUGUAUCUACAGUAAGUUUAUGGUUAUUUUAACUUUAUCUAUUUGUCUUGGCUUUGGCUUUUGAAUAUUUUACAGCAGGCUUAUGAACAUUACGAUUUUGUACUUUUAAAAAUUUUUUUUGCAUUUUUUAAAACUUUUUAUAUUUUAAAAAUUCUUCUUUAAAUCUGAUGAAAUUGAAAUGGUUAUUGUGCCGACGUUAUGUUUUUCUAAUUUUAGAGAAAAGCCACCGACUGCAACUACUGAGGAAACAACCAUCACCACUACUGUUAAAGAAGUUUCUAAGGUGACCGACAAAGAGCCCGAACCUGAGUUAGUUUUUUAGUAUAAUAUUUUGACUAAAAUUUUCGUUUUGUCGUAAAUUUUUUGUCAUCUCUCGAUGAUUAAUAUUAUUUUUUAAACUUUAAAAAUUUGAAAAUAAAGCUAGUAAUUAAAUUUUUUGACUUACAGUUUUACAUUUCAGCAGUUCGCUUCCCCCUUGGCAAAUGGGCUUGAUUGGUGGUAUUAUUGCCGCAAUGGUAGUUCUAGUCCUAGCUGGAGUUUACUGGUACCUCAAGAAGAAAGGCAAGAACAACCCUCCGCCAAGAUUGGAAUCGCCAAGUGACACAUUGGUUACUGAUACGCUGAACGCAAAGAGCGAGAAGGUUUCAAAGAAGCCGGAAAAAACCGAUUCAAAUCGUUCCAUUUCCAAAAAAAAGGAAUUUGAAAUCUCUAGAAAACAUCCUAUAGCGAUAUAA
This is a messenger RNA of Bursaphelenchus okinawaensis, 1829 nucleotides long. The record is from the annotation of a GenBank genome assembly. NCBI's taxonomy places the organism in Eukaryota, Metazoa, Nematoda, Chromadorea, Rhabditida, Aphelenchoididae.